Molecule: messenger RNA, 1191 nt
Organism: Adineta steineri
Lineage: Eukaryota; Metazoa; Rotifera; Eurotatoria; Adinetida; Adinetidae
Source: the annotation of a GenBank genome assembly
AUGUUCCGAACAGUUUCUCCCUUAGCCAACUUUAUUUUUCGUUCUAAUACGUUAUUAUAUCAUUACCGAAAUUUAGCUAAUCUCACUUCUCCGAAAUCAAUCCAAGAUACAAAUCAAUCAUCAUCAAUAAAAGAAAAUAAUGAAUGGCUUUGGGAAUAUUUACGGCAUCGUCAAUCCUAUCAAUCAUUGAAUAAUGAACAAAAACGUCAAGUAAUUUUACUUGAAAUUCAAACACUACGUGAAAGUGGUGAACGUGUACCUGAUAAUGUUCCCGAAGAAUAUUGGCCUGAAUUAGUAUCAUCUCCGUUAUUAAAUAAUCGUAAAUCAAUAUACAAUUAUCUUUUUGUUCGUGAAGUAUCUAAACGAAAACGAAUAGCUGAAAAAGCUGCUGUUCAAGAGCGACGUAUUAAAAAUGCUGAACGUCAUGUUGAAUUAGCUGAAGCUGGUCUUCCAUUAUCAAAUUAUCCCGGUUAUCAUUCAAUGUUUCGUCAAAUAAGUGGUGGUCAUACCGAACGUUAUUUACGUGAUAAUAAAUUAAUCGUUCAAGCUCGUCUUAAUGAACAUGUUCUUGUUGAUUGUGGUUAUGAAGUUGACCAUGCUCGAUCUAAAUAUACAUCAAAAUUAGUUGAUCAAAUUGAAUUUUUCUUUGCUAAUAUACAUGCAUAUCAUUCACCAUCAUUUGUAACACUAUGUAAUUUUGCUACUGAUGGACAACUUCAACAAGAAUUUUCUCGACGUCAAAGUCAAAAACGUAGUAUAAAUUGUUUUCAAACAACGGAAGCAAAUUAUUUAGAUUUAGUUGAUAAAGAAAAUUUAAUUUAUUUAUCACCACAUAGUCCAUAUGAAAUGUCAGAAUAUAAUCAUAAUGCUGUAUAUAUUAUUGGUGCUAUUAUUGAUACUGGACUUGGUGGACGACCUAUAUCAUUAGCAAAAGCGAAAAGAGAUAAUAUAAAACAUCAGAGAUUACCAUUAGAACGAUAUUUAAAAUUCGGUAGUAAUGCUAAUCGUUCAUUAUCAUUAGAUAAAAUUUAUAAUAUUUUAAUGGCAUUAAAACAUGGACACUCAUGGGCUGACGCAUUUCAAGCUAUUCCAGAUCGAAAAGUUGCUGAACGUUUUAAACAGCCGCGAUUGGGUAGAAAUGAAUCCGAACGUUGGGGAAAAUGGGCAGGUAUUCGAAAAGAUUCAGUAUAA